Molecule: messenger RNA, 1419 nt
Organism: Ochotona princeps (American pika)
Lineage: Eukaryota; Metazoa; Chordata; Mammalia; Lagomorpha; Ochotonidae
Gene: SERPINB10
Product: serpin family B member 10
Exons: 8
Coding region: 110-1300 (396 amino acids)
Biological process (GO): negative regulation of endopeptidase activity
Molecular function (GO): serine-type endopeptidase inhibitor activity
Source: RefSeq, a predicted model, not a curated record
UGCCAGAACUUCACUUCUUACGUUAACGCUUCAGGAACGCAACCACAGUUGCUGUCUAAAGGAACAAGUUGUCCGUUCUGCUCCUGUCAAGGAACACAAAAUUCUCCCAAUGGACUGUUUAGCAACAUCAAUCAACCAGUUUGCCCUCGAUUUAGGCAAAAAGUUAGCUGAAUCUGCUGAGGAUAAAAAUGUUUUCUUUUCUCCCUGGGGCAUCUCCACUUGCCUGGCCAUGGUGUAUUUGGGCACCAAAGGGAUCACUGCAGCUCAAAUGGCCCAGGUGCUCCGACUCAGCAGAGACCAGGACAACAAAUGUCCUGAACGUGAAAAGAAAAGGAAAAUGGAAAUCAACUUGAGUAGUGUUGAAGAAAUACACUCUCACUUCCAGACACUUAUCUCAGAAAUUGCCAAGCCCAGCAAUUCCUACCUACUUAAAACAGCCAAUGGGAUCUAUGUGGAGAAGGCAUAUCCAUUUCUCAAUAAAUACUUAGAAGACAUAAAAACCUAUUUUGGAGCAGAACCACAGUCUGUGAACUUUGUGGAAUCUUUUGACCAAAUCCGAAACGAGAUCAACUCUUGGGUUGAAAGGCAAACUGAGGGUAAAAUUCCUAAUCUUCUCCCAGAGGAGUCUGUGGAUUCCACCACCAGGAUGGUUCUGGUGAAUGCCUUAUACUUUAAAGGAACUUGGGAACAUCAAUUCUCAGUGAAAAAUACUACAGAAAGGCCAUUCAGAAUAAACAAGGCUACAAGCAAACCAGUGCAGAUGAUGUCCAUGAAACAAGAGCUGCGUACUUUUUACAUUGAAAAUCCGCAAGCCAUGGGCCUUCAACUCUACUAUGAGAACCGUGACCUCAGCAUGUUUAUAAUUCUGCCAGAAAAUGUUAAUGGAUUGGAACAGCUGGAAAAGACCAUAACAUACGAGAAGUUGAACGAGUGGACUCGUGAGGACAUGAUGGAGCUGUACGACGUGCAGCUGCACCUUCCCAAAUUCAAGCUGGAAGAGAGUUAUGAUCUCAAGUCGGCCCUUAGCAGCUUGGGCAUGAGCGAUGCCUUUAGCCAGAGCAGGGCUGAUUUCUCUGGAAUGUCUUUGGAGAGAAACCUAUUUCUGUCCAAUGUUUUCCACAAAGCUUUUGUGGAAAUAAAUGAGGAGGGGACAGAGGCUGCUGCUGGCACUUCAAGUGAGGUGCGCUUUAGAAUUAGGGUCCCCUCCAUUGAAGUCAAUGUAGAUCACCCAUUCCUUUUCUUCAUCAGGCACAACAAAACCAAAAGCAUUCUCUUUUAUGGAAGGUUCUGUUCCCCUUAAUCCUGCAUCUUGGUCUUUGAGAAACAAAAUCUUGCAGUGUACAGAAUUCACUGCAGAGGGAGAAGCAUGAUUACUCCGUCAGUGUGUAAUCUGGACGUCCUCCCCAUCAGAAUAUUAAU